Molecule: messenger RNA, 2230 nt
Organism: Xyrauchen texanus (razorback sucker)
Lineage: Eukaryota; Metazoa; Chordata; Actinopteri; Cypriniformes; Catostomidae
Gene: aimp2
Product: aminoacyl tRNA synthetase complex interacting multifunctional protein 2
Exons: 4
Coding region: 123-1070 (315 amino acids)
Cellular component (GO): aminoacyl-tRNA synthetase multienzyme complex
Source: RefSeq, a predicted model, not a curated record
CGACGUGACGGCCUCUCUUCCCCACUAAGAUCCUGUCAGUCGUACUGUCGAGAAAUCGUCAAAAACAAACACAUCUCCGGAUUCCGUGAUUUUUAAUUGGCCACUGGAGUAUCAUCAUAACCAUGUACCAGGUAAAGCCAGUCAGUCCCGGUGACAUAAAGAUUAAUUUGCCAACGUGCAUGUACAAGUUACCGAAUAUCCACGCGCAAGGAAUGAGCUGCAACGAGCACGCGCUCCAGAACGGAGAAAUGGAUCCGGCCUUGAAAGCUCUGGAAGCUCGUCAGGACGAGAUCUUAAAAAGACUCUAUGAUUUAAAGGCAACUGUUGAUGGGCUCUCAAAGACAGUGACCACUCCUGACGCAGACCUGGAUGCCACAACACUCUCACACGGACCAUCUGCAUCUGUGUUUAAAAGCACAGCAGAUCUGGACUCCCUGUUGGGCAAGGACUUGGGCGCCCUGAGGGACAUUGUGAUAAACGCUAACCCCGCCAGUCCUCCUCUGUCUCUGCUGGUUCUUCAUGGAUUGCUGUGCAAGCAGUACAAGGUGCUGUCAAGCGUACAUGUCCACUCCUCCGUGACCGCUGUACCGCCUCGACUGCUGACCUGCCUGGGCCAGCAGCACAUGGACAGCUAUGCCCGCAAUCACUUCCAGCUAGGCUUCACUCUCAUAUGGAAAGAUGUGUCAAAGCUGCAGAUGAAGUUCGACACACAGAACAUGUGUCCUAUCGAGGGGGAGGCCAAUGUGGCUCGCUUCCUCUUCCGACUUUUGGGCGCUGAACCACAAGACCCCAUCGGCGCCACUCGGAUGGACUGCUGGAUUGAUACGGCAGUCUUCCAGCUGGCUGAGGGGGGCAGUAAGGAGCGAGCAGCUGUGCUGAGGUCACUAAAUGUGGCUCUGGGUCAUAUGCCAUGGCUUCUGGGUCAGCAGUUCUCACUUGCCGACAUUGUGUGUGCCUGUUGCGUCCUGCAAGCCGGCCAGAGCACAUCAGCGCCUGCCAACGUACAGCGCUGGCUCAAGUCCUGCCAGAACCUGGGCCACUUCGACUGCGUGUAUGCAUUACUGCAGUGACCAGAGCUGUGAGAUCAGUGCAGGUUGUGCUCCAGUAAAUUAUGUCAUGAAAAGGGAAGAAUGUUGUUGUGACAUCAUCAUUAUCCAAAUGUAAAUGGACACCUUUGAUUUAGUCCUGAAGAACAAACACAGUUACUUCCCAGAAUCCAAUCUGACCUGACCUGAUCUCAGCUCAGUGAUAAUAUUCAGGUGUUCUAGUUAGUACGAUGAUGUCGUUUUGAUGAUUUACAGGAAGAGUUCACUCAAAAAUUAAAAUUAUGUCAUUAUUUAUUUACCCUCAUGUUGUUUUAAACUAUCCAUGGAACACAAAAGAAUACAUUUUGUGUUUGUUCUUUUUCAUGCCAUUAGAGUAAAUGGGGACUCAAUCUUUCAAACUUAAAAACAAAACAAAAGCAUCAUUAAGGUCAUCCAUUUAACUUGUGCGCUAUAUUAAGUCUUUUGAAGCUGUAUGAUAUAGCUUUUUGUGAUACACAAAAUGUAUGUCCAUUGAGUCAGCGAGUUGAACUUGAGAACUGAAUUAGUCGUGAACGAAUAAUUUUGGACCGGUUUUGUGAACCAGAUCAGUUGAUUCAUUGAAAAGAUCCAACUUAAAAGUACCAGGAACCAGACAACGCUACUUCUCUGAACUCCUCACACAAAGCUGUUAUAUGGCUUCAGAAGACUUGGAAUAUAGUGCAAGAUACAUUUGCACAUUUUGAAGCUCCAAAAAAAGUAGCCCCCAGUCAUUGUAUCAUUGUAUGGAAAACCACAACAUUUCUCCUUUAGUGUUCCACAAAAAAAAAAGUCAAAUGUGUUUCGAACAACAUGAGGGUGAGAAAAUAAUGACAGAGUUUUCUGUUUUUGGUGAACUGUUCCUUUAACUGGAGUCGAUCUGAACUGGUCCCAUACUAGGGUUAAGCUGCAAACACUCAGAAAUAGAUAGAGGGCAUUUGGGAUAGAUUUUAGGGUAAUGAUGAUACUGUAAACGCAACUCCCACCCACCUUGUGCCUGCUACAAUGUUUUACUAGAAAAUGUGUGCUGUGUGUUGCUAUCACAUAUUAUGUUGGUUGUUACACAAGACGGAUGAGAGGUGAUACUUUGUAGCGUCUUUUUAUUAAAACCUAUUAAAAGUUUUCACAUCUGAUCAAACAUUUAACUGGUGAUUAUUUGUUUUACAUAC